Molecule: messenger RNA, 1200 nt
Organism: Onthophagus taurus
Lineage: Eukaryota; Metazoa; Arthropoda; Insecta; Coleoptera; Scarabaeidae
Product: syntaxin-7
Biological process (GO): intracellular protein transport; vesicle-mediated transport; vesicle fusion
Cellular component (GO): synaptic vesicle; endomembrane system; membrane
Molecular function (GO): SNARE binding; SNAP receptor activity
Source: RefSeq, a predicted model, not a curated record
AUUUAACUGUCAAUGUCAAAUCUGUUUUCAUAGUUGUCGUGAGUCAGAAUUAUACGUCAAACGAAAUCGAUUAUCUGAUAUUUGAUUAAGUUUAGCUAGGAUCUGCAACGAAUAUUCGUAACAAAGCGAUUUAAAGGGUGCGACACCAUGGAAAGUUUCUCUUCUUAUCAUAAUGGGGGGCAGAACAGAGAGCAGGAUUUUCAAAAACUCGCCCAAACGAUUGGUUCUAGUAUACAAAAGAUAUCACAGAAUGUUUCAUCCAUGCAAAGAAUGGUAAAUCAAAUAGGAACACCGCAAGAUUCGCCCGAAUUAAAAAAACAAUUACAUUCCAUCCAGCAUUACACCCAACAACUCGUCAAAGAUACUUAUGGAUACAUUAAAGAUCUUAAUGCUUUACCGUCUACUCAAUCGGAAAUGAGACAACGGAAAAUGCAAAAAGAACGGUUACAGGAUGAAUAUACGUCAACUUUGAACAUUUUUCAAAUGGUUCAGAGAAGUGCUGCCCAAAAAGAACGAGAUCAAGUUAAACAGAUGAAAAAUCAAGCGUAUUAUGAAUCACAUUCUGGUCAUAAAAAGGAUCAAUUGAUUGAGUUACAAGAUAAUGUAGCAACAAAACAACAACAACAACAAAUUAUGCAGGAAGAAAUCGAUUUGAGGGCUAUGCAAGAACAAGAACAAUCUAUGCAACGAAUAGAGAGGGAUAUAAACGAUGUAAAUCAAAUAUUUAAAGAAUUAGGGGCGCUAGUUCAUCAACAAGGCGAAUUAAUUGAUAGUAUAGAGGCUAGUGUUGAACGCACGGAAAGUUAUGUUCAGCAAGGAGCGCAACAACUUCAAUCAGCGAGUGUUUAUAAAAAUAAAAUUCGAAAGAAGAAGGUCUUUUUUGGUUUAAUCGGGGCGGUUAUUUUAAUUGUGAUUAUUAUUAUUAUAAUUUGGCAAACAAACUGAACGAAAAAGAAAUUUCUAAAAAAACAAAAUGAAUGGUUUUUGGGAAAAUAUUAAAAAUUGUAUACUGAAUAGUAAUUGAUAACAAAAAACUAAUGUAAACAGUUUUCAUUUUAAUUGAUAUUGUUAAUAUUUUUAUUUUGUAUGUUUAAUUCGCUUUAUAGUAAGAAAAAACCUUGUAUUAUUCUUAUUCAUUUUAACCCUUCUGGAAAAACAAAAAAGAUUGUUAUGUUAUAAAUAUGUAUAGUUCAUAAGUUA